Molecule: messenger RNA, 1482 nt
Organism: Suncus etruscus (white-toothed pygmy shrew)
Lineage: Eukaryota; Metazoa; Chordata; Mammalia; Eulipotyphla; Soricidae
Gene: DNAL1
Product: dynein axonemal light chain 1
Exons: 8
Coding region: 23-652 (209 amino acids)
Cellular component (GO): cytoplasm
Molecular function (GO): protein kinase binding
Source: RefSeq, a predicted model, not a curated record
CGGCGAGCGCAGCCGAGUGCGCAUGCGCCCUGCCCCGCGGGCCCUAGCAACCAGAGCAGUGACAGUAGCAACGGCCGGAAUGGCAAAAGCAACAACAAUCAAAGAAGCCCUUGCCAGAUGGGAAGAGAAAUCCAGUCAGAAGCCGUCUGAAGCCAAAGAGAUAAAACUUUAUGCCCAGAUUCCCCCUAUAGAAAAAAUGGAUGCAUCUUUGUCCACACUUGGUAAUUGCGAGAAACUUUCACUGUCUACAAACUGCAUUGAAAAAAUUGCCAACCUGAAUGGCUUAAAAAACUUGAGGAUAUUGUCUUUAGGAAGAAACAACAUAAAGAACUUAAAUGGACUGGAAGCUGUCGGAGAUACUUUAGAAGAACUGUGGAUCUCCUACAAUUUUAUUGAGAAGUUGAAAGGAAUCCAUGUAAUGAAGAAAUUAAAGAUUCUCUACAUGUCUAAUAACCUGGUGAAAGAAUGGGCUGAAUUUAUAAAGUUGGCUGAAUUGCCAUGCUUGGAAGAUCUGGUGUUUGUGGGCAAUCCCUUGGAAGAGAAACAUUCUGCUGAGGGGAACUGGAUUGAAGAGGCCUCAAAGAGAGUGCCCAGACUGAAAAAGCUAGAUGGUACUCCAGUAAUUAAGGAAGAAGAGGAAGAAGAAAACUAACACCAUAUUUUACAUUUUGUGUUAACUUAUUUAAAUGUCAUACGAACAAUAGAUAAGUUUUAUAUGGUUGUUUAUUUUAAAGAUGUUGUGUGGGGCAAACAGUUCUUCAAGUAUCUGUCGUUGCUCCUUUUCCCCCUGGUUUUCCCAUAUUCUUAACCUAGUGAUUCUCCUCCAGAAUGAUGGCACUAAUUUUGUAUAUUCUAGUCCUCUUUUUAGAAACUUCAAAAUUGUCUUUAGUUCCAGCUGUGUACUGUGUGACCCAUGUACCAUAACCUUUCUAGAAGUAUUAAUAAUGAACAAGUGUGGUUCUUUGUUCAGUUUGCAUAGUUCUUUAGGCUGGGCAUUUAAGAAAACUUACAGUUGAAUCUACGAACCAUCUUCAUUGGAGGUUCAUAUUUUUAUGACUCAGAAGCACAAAUAGGUCAUGAUUUUGGCUCAGAAGGCAACAUGAUGACAGGAAGAGUUUAUAGAAGCAGUUCAGAACAAAAUUCCAAAUCCAAUUGGAAAUGACAGGCGAAAAAGAGAAAGCUGAUAUUUUGGAGGCCAUGUAACUAUAAUCUAUGUUAUACUUGUUUUUUAAAAAAAAAUAUGUGCAUUGUCAGCUGGAAUUUAGGUUGUAUUCACAUACAGCAGCCACUCAAGUUAUCAUGUCAAUCAGUCAUUCUGUGAGUCAGGUCAGUGGUUAAAAUGACUUAUCACAAUCAUUCCUAUAACACUGUGGUCAUGUUACACCUGUAGGACUGAUCUUAUAAACAUUCUGGUUUAUACUUCCUUAUGUGUUCUAUAAGGAAAUAUAUAUACAUAUGUAUAUACAUAAAUAUAUAUAAACA